Molecule: messenger RNA, 2223 nt
Organism: Macrobrachium nipponense
Lineage: Eukaryota; Metazoa; Arthropoda; Malacostraca; Decapoda; Palaemonidae
Exons: 3
Coding region: 635-1612 (325 amino acids)
Source: RefSeq, a predicted model, not a curated record
GGACUGCAUCUGGCAACACUGAGUCUUUUAAGUAUAAGAUGCUAUGUAAUUGACAGAGUCCUCUCAUAUACCUCUCGGCGUUGCGGGAGGUUAGACGUACGUGUGUUCGUACACACUGUCUCCGUCUCCCUCUUUCGCUCUGAGGAGAAAAAAAACUACGUCCGAAGAGGCUUGUGACAUAAUAGAAACACGUAAGGUAGAUAGUUUGUGCUUCAAAAAUUAUCCCAGAAAAAAAACUACGUCUACAGAGAACCUCAUCUGAAUUUGGCUGUUACAGACCCACUACAGAAUAUACUUGUCUAGACUUAGUGUAAUAAGACUGACAGACUGUUUAAUGAAGGCUGUCAAACUGGUUUUUUACGAAUUUUACAACGAAACAAAUUAGUGAAAGGGGUGAAAAUGAGUCAGUUUGGCCUAAUGUGAAUUUGGUUGCUAUAGACUUAUAUACUCAACUACUCGCUGAACUUGGUGUGAUAAACCAUUGACCAAAACGACUAGCCGGGUUGUAUAUAGCAUACCAAACUUAGAAAUUAUAGUGGUGAGAAGUAACAUAUACCUUUCUUGUCAACAUUAACAAUCAAGAAGACAAUUCUGCUGCAGUCUGCAACAAAUUAUAUCAAGUUUUUUCCCCAAAAUGCGACAGCUAGUAGGUUUAUCCCUCACGUCAGUACUGUUGUUAGUACUAUGUCCCUUGGGUAAUACGGAGGACUUUCAGAUUUCCAAUGAAGAUGGACUUUCUUUUUCUAAUGACUCGGUCAUUAUCUCCUCCUCCACCUCAACGUCAAAGGAGCUCAUUUCUUUCACUCCUCCCUCUCCGGACGAGGGAGAUGGCGCAGUCAUUGGUGAAAUGAGUAAACAAAUAGAAGUGGAGGUUGAGGACGAUGCUAUGGACAUCGGGAAAGGUAACCAAAGCACGGAAGAGGCGAUAAUAAACACUGAAAAAGAAGAAUCGAACGUAAGGGGACCCCUUUCAAGUGACGUCAUCACAACGCAACAGCCAGCAGACGCCCUUGACGGGAAGCGGGCACUGUCAGGCUACGUAGGCUUCCCGUACCGGUACGAACAGGUGCCCAGCGAGCUCCGCAGGAGGGUAGGAGAGAGGAGGAAGACGCACCACCGAGUGCCCGUGCCCUUGUCCGUGCAGGACGUUAUGGACAGGAACGACGAGGGGCAUUCUAUCACGCCAUUCGAGGUUCAACGCCCUAUUCAGGAUAUCGUUCAAGGAUUUGGGAGUCACGGACAAGACCAUCAUCAUGUGCUGGAGCAACCUCAUCAGCACCAACACCAACACCAACACCACCAACAUCACCAACAAGGACAGCACCACCGCCACCCGAUGGAGGAGGGGUACAACGGCCCUCCGACGCAGAUGUCCCAGACGGAGAUAGACUUCCUGGGCAUCCUGGCCGCCAUAGCCCUCAAGCUCCUGAUCUCCACGGCUCUGGCUUCCUGGUUCCUCUUCGCCGGGCAGUCCCUGUACAGCAUAGCCUCUGUCACCGGCACAACUGCAGUGUUCGGACAGGACUCCAGCCUGGGCUACAUCUACAAGACCCUCCCGCUGGUCGAGGCGAUCCUGAGGGGCGAGCAGAACUUCUACAGGAGGAAUGACUGAUGGCGCGAAGUCUUCGGUAUUAGAACAUACUCCUGUGCUGUCUCUGACUCAGCCUAGGCACAAUCACCCAGCUGCGUGCCCAGCUCAUUAAGCCGGGCUCUGGGUUCUGGCCUACCUCUCUGUUGCAGUGCGGGUCCGGCCUACCUCUGCGUCACUAUACUAUUCCAGCCAGCCUCUGAGUUGCAAUACCGUUACAGCCUACCUCUCCGUCAACGCAGCGUCUUUGAGAGAUUCGAAGCACUCUCUUGGCUUUGUAUAUAUAUUAAUCAUCUAGCUCUGCAGCUUUCUCACUAAUGUGGAAUCUGGCCCACCUCUGGACCACCUCAAGAUAGCAACAUGUAUAAAGAAACUCAAUUCUUUUGUAAAGAUUCCUUGAAAUUUAUAUUUUUGUUCUUUCACAGAACUCCAAAAUCCUUUUAAUUUAUGAGCAAUGUGAGGAAAAGUGUCUUUAAUCUCUUAUCUGAACUGUUUUUCUAUCAGACUUUUGUGCAUGUAUAUAUUUAAUUUAUUCAUCUGUAAUUUAUUUACGUAUUUAUUACAAUUUUGUGUAAUGUAUCUGUUAAUUUAUCUCAUACAUCAACACGUUUGCAUCAAACAGCAAAUCCUACUCA